Molecule: messenger RNA, 896 nt
Organism: Chroicocephalus ridibundus (black-headed gull)
Lineage: Eukaryota; Metazoa; Chordata; Aves; Charadriiformes; Laridae
Gene: ANKRD39
Product: ankyrin repeat domain 39
Exons: 5
Coding region: 174-839 (221 amino acids)
Molecular function (GO): protein binding
Source: RefSeq, a predicted model, not a curated record
UUCGGCCUCUCUCGGCAUUUCCCGGCUCCCUUCGGCCUCUCUCGCCAUUUCCCGGCUCCCUUCGGCCCCCGCUCGGCCUUUCCCGGCUCCCCUCGGCCCUUCCCGGCUCCCCUCGGUUCUCCCCGGCCCUCCCCGGCUCCUUUCGGCCCUCCGCGCCGGGCCGGGCCGGGCCGAUGGCGGCGGGCCGCCCGUCUCCGCCCGGUCCCUGCUGCCCCAGCCGGGUGGCGGUGCCCAGCGUGCACCAAAGCCUGCCCGAGAUGGACUUCGAGAGGGGGAUCUGGUCGGCGGCGCGGGACGGGGACGAGCGGCGGGUGCUGGAGCUGCUGGAGCGACGGGGGGGGCCCAGCCAGCCCGACACGGCGGGGUACACGGCGCUGCACUACGCCAGCCGCAACGGGCACCUGGGGGUCUGCCGGCUGCUGCUGCAACGGGGGGCCCGCUGCGACGCCCGCACCCCCGGGGGGGCCACCCCGCUGCACCGCGCCAGCUACUGCGGCCACCUGGCCGUCGCCCGGCUACUGCUAGCCCACGGCGCUGACCCGGCUGCCGCCGACGGGGACGGCCUCACCAGCCUGCACAAGGCGGCCGAGCAAGGCCACCCGGAGCUCUGCGCCCUGCUCCUGCGGCACAGCCCGGCGCUGGUCACCGUCGCCGACGUCAAGGGCCGGCGGCCUCGCGACGUGGCCACCGCGGGGGUGAGGGACCUGCUGGAUACCUGGGACCAGGAGAGCCACCGCCCCGAGGGACAGGCGGUGACACCGGAGCCCGUCUCCCAUGGUAUCUCCCCGCGGAAGGACCUAGGACCUGAUCGUCGAGACGUGAUUAACAAAAAUAAUUAACCUUCUCCCAAUAACUUACAAGAGUUCACCCAGGGAACUUGUGCUUUUUUUCGGGAG